Molecule: messenger RNA, 1152 nt
Organism: Bolinopsis microptera
Lineage: Eukaryota; Metazoa; Ctenophora; Tentaculata; Lobata; Bolinopsidae
Product: 28 kDa heat- and acid-stable phosphoprotein-like
Exons: 5
Coding region: 27-494 (155 amino acids)
Cellular component (GO): cytosol
Molecular function (GO): RNA binding
Source: RefSeq, a predicted model, not a curated record
AAAUAAUUUGAGCAAGUUUUGACACAAUGGGCAGAGGCCGAGGACGACCAAAGUACAAAGGACACAGCAGACAUUUCACAAGCCGAGAGGAAUUGGAGGAAGAUAGGAAGAAGGACGAAGAAAAAGCGAGGAAGAGAGCAGAACGCGGGUACGAUUCACCUUCUGAUGAGUCGUCAUCUGAAGAAUCAGAAGAAGAAUCGGAGGAGGAAGACGAAAAGGAUCGAAAGGCUAAGGGUGUGGAGGGAAUGAUAGAAGUCCAGAACCCUAAUCAUGUUCGUAAAGGGCAAGUUAAAACCGAAAAAGUUGACGGAGAAUCCUCACAGUUAACCAGACGACAAAAGGAAGAGUUAGCAAGGCAAAACUAUCAACGCCUACAAUUGGAAUGCAAGACAGACCAAGCCCAUAAGGACUUGGCCCGUUUAGCCAUAAUCCGUAAGAAGAGGGAAGAGGAGGCAGCAGGUAGAGGAGCACCCGCUGGAUCCGCCCCCAAGUAAUCAAGGCUAUCCAUAAAUUAUAAAAUAACAAAUCAAAUGAAAUGUAUUAUCCACCAAGAAAGGAGUAUGAAGUGAACAGACAGUAGGCCUUGUUUGAAUUUUUGGGCUGAUAGAAAUAUCGGAAAAUAGAGUUGAUAAAUUUGUCUAAAUUUCUAGUUUGCUUUUAUUAUAAUGUCUUUGUAAUUGAUAACAUGAAUUCGUCGGGGAAAGUAAUUUUGAAUAUUUAAUAAUAAAUGAUAGUAACGUCACGUGAUCCGAAUCGGGCAUGAGCUCAACCCGGCCACCAUACUCACCCCUUUAUCAACAUCUUAAUACCCGAUGUUUUUUCUAUCCGGGUGGCCUUUUUCCGCACAAACUUUAAUGCAUUUUUUUUGAAGUUGCUUAAAUUGGCUUCAUUAUUAAGAUGACAGGAUAAUACUGGCUAUUUCCAAAGACCGCUCAGUCUUUUUGAAUGUAUUCUUUUUGAGAAUAUGCAGUAAAAACCGCUGAUUCAGCAUUAUCAUGCUAGAUGUUCGAGAUUUUAAUUUAGUGUCCCCCAAACCUUCACAUAGUCUUUAGUAUUUAAAAUUUAAUGUCGAGAUGCCCGCAAAUGUAUUACUUGUAAAAUAUUUUAGUGCAAAUUGCGGACUUUUCAUUUAUAUUCCAAAGAGGUGAUUAA